Molecule: messenger RNA, 696 nt
Organism: Glycine soja
Lineage: Eukaryota; Viridiplantae; Streptophyta; Magnoliopsida; Fabales; Fabaceae
Exons: 3
Coding region: 1-696 (231 amino acids)
Source: RefSeq, a predicted model, not a curated record
AUGGUAGCCUUGUGCAAGGAAACUACUGGUCAUCAAGAAAUUGCAAGUUUGUUGUUUAAUGCAAUGGACAACGAGAAAGAGUGUCUCAGCUAUGUACAGUUGUCAACAGCAAUGUUCGAUGCAGCAAAAUCAGGAAACAUAAUGAUAUUAGAGUUUCUUUUGAAGGACCAUCCAGAUUUGCUAUUUGAAGUGGAUUGCAAAGAGCAAAGAAGCUUACUUCACAUUGCUAUGCUGUAUCGACAAGAAAGUGUAUACCGACUAAUAUUAAACAAGGGGGAUUCAAAGAAAGUGAUGAUACAAUUGAUUGAUUUUGAGGGUAACAAUAUUCUUCACUUAGCUGGAAUGCCGGCACGACCUGAAGAAAGAUUCGGAUUGUCAACAGACCAUGUUCUAAUGCAUAGUGAGGAGAGAUGGUUUCAGUCACACAAAGAGUUGCACAAAGAAGCAGUAUCUGAAGUAAAAGAUGCGGCAAAUACUUUAGUAGUGGUAGCAACUCUUGUUAUCAGCCUAGGGAUCACCGCAGGCAUGACCAUUUCCGUUAAUGACAUUGAUGCUAUUCUUCCUUCAAGUUGGGAACCAAAAGAUGAUUCUGUCCACUUGCGGCAAACAAAGUUGGUAUUUGGGAAUAUAACACUUUUUGGCGUCUCUUGCAAUCAUGUUUACUGCUAUUGUUUCCGGUUCCAUAUUGAUCUUUGA